AACAAACAACUAGGUCGUUUCCACAGAGUGUUCAAAAUUUUGUGAUUUUAACUUUUCAAUAUGCUUCCUGCGAACUUGCAUCAACUUCAAGUGGUGGCAUGUUCCGUUUUGGUGCUCGCCAUCGUCUGGCACAUUUACCAAAGCAAUAGGGACGUGCAAAUGCUCAGAGAAGUGGUUAUAAGUCAAGAGGAUGAAUUACUCAGAAUUCGAGACCAGCACAAAACUAAUCAAGAAUCUAUGGACAAUUUGUGGAAGGAUGUGAUGCGAGAGGCGAAGUAUUUGAUUCGCCGCGAGGAGGAUCUUUACCACGAGCAUUUGAUGAAAUUAGUCCAAGCCUACGCAAAUCAAGAAUUGUUUGAUGCAAAUUUGGUGCAGCAGCGCGUUUUAGCGCAGCUCAAGAAACAUGUGGAUAAAGUUGCAGGACAACAAAAGGGACCAGGGGGAAGCCAGGUCCUGCAAUCCUUGAAGAAUGACGUGAAAAAAUUUUCUGGCUCCUUUGUAGCGUCAAAUUUGCCUUUGAGUGUUCGCCAGUGGUUUGUUUAUUUCCCUUCUGAAAUUGAGAGUCUUGUUAAGUACGAGGCGAAUAACAAGGUUCUACUGGAGUUUGUACUGAAAAAUCUUUGGGUGUCACCACCUUCCAACGAGCUUCCAUAUUCCUUGAGCAAACCGCACAAAGAGGACGGCUCUGAUGGCCUGGUCCUCCAGUUUAUUCAAAUAUUCGAAAAUAAAAAAGAUGGAAUUUUUAUCGAGUGCGGGGCAGGUGAUGGAGAGUCGUCAUCCAGCACAUUGUAUCUUGAGAGACGAAUGGGUUGGAAAGGCGUAUUAGUGGAGGCCAGUCCGGACAAUUUUGCACAACUCGUGACAAAAAAUAGGAAAUCUGCCCUGGUUCCGGCCUGCAUUAGUCCCAAUAUAAAACCAACGAUUGGCAGGUACAACUUGAAAGGUCCCGGACCAUUUAUGCUUGAUUUGUCUGCGCCUCAAAAAAAUAGCUCCAAAUCGGAAACGCUUUUUUGCAUUCCACUUCAUUCAAUCUACCUGACUUUGAACAAGCCAACCGUGGAUCUGCUUUCUUUGCACACAGGUGGUGGAACAGAAUUUGAUAUUCUGAAAAGUGUUCCAUGGCAGUCAGUAAAUAUUAACGUCGUUUCCAUAUCGGUGGCUCAGUUGCAAAACAAAAUCGAAGAGAUCAAGUCUUUCAUGAAGAACGCUUCUUAUUUAAUCUACAGUGGACAUGGCAGUAUUCACGAAAAAGAAAAACUCAUAUUUAAAAAAGAAAUAAAAAAUAAAAAUCAGUUAACUUAACAUGAAUGAUAAAUGAUUUUUUUAGACAUAAAAUCUGUAGGCGAUUUUUCAG
Molecule: messenger RNA, 1354 nt
Organism: Neocloeon triangulifer
Lineage: Eukaryota; Metazoa; Arthropoda; Insecta; Ephemeroptera; Baetidae
Exons: 8
Coding region: 61-1302 (413 amino acids)
Molecular function (GO): S-adenosylmethionine-dependent methyltransferase activity
Source: RefSeq, a predicted model, not a curated record